Messenger RNA from Oryzias latipes (Japanese medaka), 882 nucleotides. The record is from RefSeq and is a predicted model, not a curated record. Lineage: Eukaryota; Metazoa; Chordata; Actinopteri; Beloniformes; Adrianichthyidae.
GAAUCAACAUCAACUACAGAUGAAGAGACAGACUCAAAAUCAAAUACAGAUGAAGAGACAGACCCACAGUACAUAGAUCAGUGGAAGAGAGAAGUCAGAAGUCAUGUCCAAAGUUUGGACAGCUCUCACAUGUCAGCAAGUCAGUGUGACUCUGAUGGUAGUAAAAAAUCAAAGAAGGAUGAUUCGGUUAAGAAACACAAACAAUCUUCAAAACAGAAAAAACGUUCCUCUUUGAAGUAUGGUGAAAGCUCAAGAGUAGCUAACAAACUUUUUCAUGUAAGAUUUCAUAAAGGAAAGAAGCGAUUUUCAUGUAAAGGAUGUGAUAAAGGUUUUAGUUUUUUAUCUAAUCUCAAAAAACAUAUUAGAACUCAUACAAGGGAGAAGCCUUUUUCUUGUAAAGAAUGUGACAAAAGUUUUAGUCAAGCAUCUAAUCUCCAAAGACACAUGAGAACUCAUACAGGAGAAAAGCCUUUUUCUUGUAAAGAAUGUGACAACAGUUUCAAUCGUAUAACUCAUCUCAAAAGACACAUGAGAACUCAUACAGGCAAAAAACCUUUUCCUUGUAAAGAAUGUGACAAAGGUUUUCGUGAUGUAUCUGAUCUCAAAAGACACAUGAGAACUCACACAGGAGAGAAGCCUUUUUAUUGUAAAGAAUGUGACAAAAGUUUUUGUGAUGGAUCCAAUCUCAAAAGACACAUGAGAACUCAUACAGGAGAAAAGCCUUUUUCUUGUAAAGAAUGUGACAAAAGUUUUAGUGCUGUAUCCAAUCUCAAAAGACAUAUGAGAACUCAUACAGGAGAAAAACAUUUUAAAACAUUUUAACAUAGGAUUUAUUAAAAACUUUAAACUCAGGAAAACUUAGAGCAGAGAACUUGUGCAGUG